Cantharellus anzutake is the source of this 3704-nucleotide messenger RNA. RefSeq lists its product as uncharacterized. Lineage: Eukaryota; Fungi; Basidiomycota; Agaricomycetes; Cantharellales; Hydnaceae. Gene Ontology annotation, molecular function: protein binding. The record is from RefSeq and is a predicted model, not a curated record. The transcript has 7 exons. Bases 153 to 3563 code for a protein of 1136 amino acids.
GAAACUCCCCAACAGAUGGACUCGCGUUCACCUUCCAUAAGUGACCCAUUGAAAGGCGCGGUACCUCACAUGGCUCUUGGGCAGUGCAGCACAUAUUUGCCUCACUGCCAUCGCAUUGUUAUCGCUCUACACUGGCCUGUCCCCUGUCAACGAUGUCGCUCAAGGAGAAGGCCAACGCUCUCAGACGGGAUGUCGAUCGCCUUCUAGAAGCAGGAGGUGACUUCGCGAUCCCAAUUCUCAGAGCCAUCAAUGCUGCAUCCGAUGCAUUCCCUCCCCUCAAAGGUCCCACUAGCGCCGCCCUCUUCAUCUUUAGCGAGAUCCAAAAGUUCAAGUCAGAUAAGAAAGAAUGGAAGGAAUUUGGGAAAUAUGUGGUUGAUGUUGUAGCGGACGUGCUAGCGGCCAUCGAAUCCUAUGACACUUUAACGGAAGAGGCAAAACCUUGGCUGGAGAACGCCAAGAAGCUGGACGACGCGCUAAAACAGAUCGCCAACGACAUCGUACCAAUCCUCGCAAAAAUGAAGAAGCGGCACGCUCUUACCAACUACUUCUCACAGUCGAAGGAUCCGGGCAGGAUUGAUGACUUCAAGAAAGUUCUCGACAAAGCGUUGGCAUCAUUUCAGCUGAGAUUUAGCCUAACGGUUGGCGCCAAACUAACAGACGUAGUAAAUAACCAAAGCCGUUCAGAGAGCGACUCAGUUUUGAGUGAACUGCGAUAUCCGACCAUCGCCCAUCAUGACCCAGCUGAGGCGUGCCUGGAGGGUACCCGAACACGUCUUAUCGACUGUGUCAUGAGCUGGUGUCGUAAUAUGGAGGACGACACGAAGCGGGUGAUGCUAUUGACAGCCGUGGCUGGUGCUGGCAAGACAUCGGUUUCCCAUUCAAUCGCGGCGAAAUGCGAGAGCGAAGGGUCACUGUUGUUGACCUUUUUCUUCAAAGCCGGCGAGCAGUCACGGCCGGAUCACCUAUUCAGUGGCAUGGCUCGAUCUCUAGCAAAGCGCAACCCGUCAUACUGUGCCUCCAUCAUAUCCAUUCUUAGGGACGAUCCAACCCUCGCAACUGCAUCUUUCCCGGUACAAUUCGAGAGGCUCGUGGCUGGACCUCUCCGUCGGAGGGCUUUCGGCGAUCCCGUGGUGGUGAUCGUUGAUGCUUUGGAUGAAACACCAAAAUUGCCAUCCAACAUCAAGUUCUUUGUCACAUCAAGACCAACUUACCUCGUGAAUCGUCUUCUCUCACCCAAUUUUCCCAUCGACCGGUUUGGCAUAGAUAUCUUGGAUAAUGCCAAUAAACAAGACUGCUCUGUUUACGUCCGCACGCAGCUGCAUCGUCUAAAGGAUGAUUGUUCUGGUUGCGAAGACGAAUUCGAGGAAGAUUCAUUGGUUCAAGACAUAUCGGAAAAAGCCGGUGGCUUGUUCAUCUGGAUCAGCACUGUCUUCCGUUAUGUGAGGUUGGCGAAGAACCCGAGGAAAUCGCUGGAUAGGCUGCUCAACACAGGUACCUCUCGAUCAACAGAUUCUCCUGAAGGAGUGAUGGGUACGCUGUAUACGACCAUCCUAGAUAAAUGUGGCUGGGGAGAGGAGGAUUUCGUGCAUGACUAUCCCAUCGUCAUGGGGGCGAUCCUGAUUGCCGAACAACCGCUGUCUAUUGCGGCAUGGGAUGCAAUUUUGUCACCGUUCUUAAACUCUUCCAUCCGCGACACGUUGGUUGAACUUGCUUCCCUCUUAUUAGGGGUCCCCAAUUCCGACACACCGAUCCGCAUCAUUCAUCAGUCGUUCCGCGAGUUUCUCACAAGCCAAAUCGGUCCUGAGUCACUUGAUCAUCGUUACAUGGUGGAUACGAGAAGGGUGAAUGCCACCAUGGCCCUACGCUGUACCGAGAUCUUGAAUAAGGAUCUUUGCUGUGUGGAGGGUUUGGGGCUGAUCGAAUAUUUGGGCCAAAAGGAUGAACUUCCGCGCAUCCCUCAAGAGAUGCUGUCGGAACAACUCCGUUACUCGUGUCGGUACACCGUGUGCCACCUCAAUAAAGUUCAGGAGCCACUAGAGGUUCUCAACGGAUCGGUUCUCGCAUUUCUGAAUCAGCAUAUAACGCGCUGGGUGGAGGUCUGUGUGAGAACAGAAGGGUACAUCAGUGUAUCAUCAUUUCCUGAGUGGGCUAAGUUGAGUAUUGACCGGAAUUCAAAGAAAGACAUUCACAAGUUGAUCCAAGUACUUGACGAUGUGAGACGGAAUCUGGCAUUCUUUUCAAGAUUUCAGGAGGCACAUGAGUCGGCGAAGGAUUCCGUAACCCUCUGCCGUUGGCUCGUGUCCGCAGACUCAGAGCUUCGGCGCGCGCUCGUUGCUAUUGAUCCGACAUCAUACACCCCAGAUUUGGCUGAAUCACUCAACAGUCUUAAAAUAUCAUUGGAUGCUCUGGGACAUCAUUCCGAGGCGCUCCUAGUGAUUGAAGAAAGUGUCAACCUGCGGCGUGCGCUCGUUGCUGCUCACCCCACGUCAUACACCCCAGAUUUGGCUCAAUCGCUCAACAGUCUCAAGAUAUCAUUGGAUAAUUUGGGACAUUAUUCCGAUGCGCUCCCAGUGAUCGAAGAAAGUGUCAAGCUCUGGCGCGAGCUCGUUGCUGUUCAUCCCACAUCAUACACUCCUGAUUUGGCUCGAUCGCUCAACAAUCUUAGGAUAUCAUUGGAUAAUCUGGGACGUUAUUCCGAGGCGCUCCCAGUGAUUGAAGAAAGUGUCAAGCUCUGGCGCGAGCUCGUUGCUGUUCAUCCCACGUCAUACACUCCUGAUCACGCUCAAUCGCUCAACAGUCUUAAGAUAUCUUUGGAUAAUCUGGGACGUUAUUCCGAGGCGCUCCUGGUGAUCGAAGAAAGUGUCAAGCUCUGGCGCGAGCUCGUUGCUGUUCAUCCCACGUCAUACACUCCAGAUUUGGCUCGAUCGCUCUGCAAUCUUUGCAUGUCAUUGAACAAUCUGGGACGUCAUUCCGAGGCGCUCCCAGUGAUCAAAGAAAGUGUCAAGCUCUGGCGUGAGCUUGUUGCUGUUCAUCCCACGUCAUACACCCCAGAUUUGGCUCUAUCGCUCAACGGUCUCAAGAUAUCUUUGGACAAUCUGGGACAUUAUUCCGAUGCACUCCCAGUGAUCGAAGAGAGUGUCAAGCUCUGGCGCAAGCUCGUUGCUGUUCAUCCCACAUCAUACAACCCAGAUUUGGCUCAAUCACUCCACAAUCUUGCUCUCUCCUUCGAUUACCUUGAUUGUCCCGCUGAAGCAGUGGCCUUCAUCGAAGAAUCCAUUUCUCUUUGGCGUCAUCUGCACAUUACUCAUCCGACCUCAUAUGUCGCUAAUUUAGCCUGGGCAUUGCGGGAUCUAUCCAAGAUACUUUCACGCGUGGGGCGCUAUGCAGAAGCAUUCGAUAUGGGUGAAGAGGCGAGAUUACGCUCUCAUCAGCUUCAUUCUGAAUAUCCUGACAUCUAUGCAAAUUACCUUUGGCGGUUAUAUGCCGGCAUGGUUGUUCCGUUGGAACGUCUUGGAAGGGGUCAUGAGUUAGCGGAUAUACGCACACUCAUGCAGAAUUUAUGAACAUGCCCUCUACGCAACGGAGUCUAGCUGCGCGUCUGCGCCACAGCUAACCCGAAUCAUUUUCCUCAUUCUUCUACUGGCCAUAUAUUCAAGCACAAACCCGUAGCCAACCUCACUCUCUCUUCGCGAUGUUCUCUGACC